AUGGCUGACAGGGCCGAGGAGAUCCAGGAAUAUGCUGACCGCAGCGAAUCAAAGGACUGCUUCGCUGCGCUCGAGAUCUACGGCCCCCCAAUCAAAGGAACAGCACCGCUUCUCAGUUCCGAGGGAACAAUUCUGCUGACGGCGAAGCUACAGGAUCUGAUGCGCUGGACUGGACACUUCGGAAGCAUCUUUAACCGCUCCUCCACAAUCUCCAACGCUGUCAUUGACCGGCUCCUCCAAAUAGAAGUGGACAUCUGCCUAGAUCUCCGUCAACCCCUCCAUAAAUCCUCCGCAUCGCGCAACAACUCUUCAGCGGGAAAUCACCAGGCUUCGAUGCGAUCUCAGCUGAAAUCUACGAACCCGAUGGCCAACGAUUGGUGCAUCAAGUCACGGCGGUAUUUCUGGCGAUGUGGCGGUAUUUACAGGUCCCUCGUGAUCCCAAGGAUAGGAAUAUCCAGCAACAGAAGUUCGUUGUUGGUGGGACGCCAUAUACCAUGACGAUCGAACGCUUCCGCCAAGCAGUGUGGUGUAUUACCACACUUGCGUUCAAGAUAGCGAUACAUAUUAGUUUUCCUGUAUUCAGCACAGAUAUGGGGAUCCUCCCCCUCCGUAGAUCUUAUGCUUAAAAUUAUCGUAAAUUAGGCCGUGGUUAUAGCGAGGUUUCCUAAUGGGUGGUGAGUUGCAUGUUAAUGCUGUCAAUUUUAACGUUGAACGCAACUGUAAUCGACGUUCUUCCUCCAGAAUGUGUACCCUACUUCAGCUACUAUCCAAUCCUUGAUCUGAGCGUCACCGAGAACGGCUGUCCCCCCCUCGCAUCGGACCGUCUCUCCGACGAUCAGAUCCUUCCUCCUUUCUGA
This is a messenger RNA of Spirometra erinaceieuropaei, 857 nucleotides long. Lineage: Eukaryota; Metazoa; Platyhelminthes; Cestoda; Diphyllobothriidea; Diphyllobothriidae. The record is from the annotation of a GenBank genome assembly.